Molecule: messenger RNA, 1143 nt
Organism: Eruca vesicaria subsp. sativa (arugula)
Lineage: Eukaryota; Viridiplantae; Streptophyta; Magnoliopsida; Brassicales; Brassicaceae
Source: the annotation of a GenBank genome assembly
AUGGACGAAGUGAAGAAGAUGAGUUGUAUGAAGAAGGCAAUGCCAUUCAUAUUAGUGAUAUUAUUACAAGUAGGACUAGCAGGAAUGGACAUUCUCACAAAGGCUGUCCUAAACGAAGGCAUGAGCAAUUACGUCCUUGUGGUUUACCGUCAUGGUGUUGCUGCCAUCGUUAUGGCCCCGUUCGCUUUCUACUUCGACAAGACAACCCGACCUAAGAUGACACCAAUUAUAUUUUUCAAGAUAACACUCCUUGGCUUGUUCGAACCAGUAAUAGACCAGAACUUAUUUUGUCUGGGUAUGAAAUACACGACAGCAACAUUUGCGACUGCCUUGUACAACACCUUACCCGCAGUCACUUUCAUCCUAGCCGUGAUAGUUAGGCUAGAAAAAGUGAAGCUUCGGAGUAUCAGGAGUGCAAGUAAAGUAGUUGGGACAAUGGCUUCAGUAGGAGGAACCAUGAUUAUGACACUUGUUAAAGGUCCAGCUCUCGACCUUUUUUGGACCAAAGGACCCUCUAAACAGAACACAACCGGGACCGAUAUUCACAGUUCCAUCAAAGGCGCAGUUUUGGUCACAAUUGGUUGUUUCAGCUAUGCAUGUUUCUUUAUUCUCUAUGCGAUCACGUUAAAGACUUACCCGACCGAGCUCUCACUCACAGCAUGGAUAUGCCUAAUGGGAACAAUAGAGGGAGCAGCUGUGGCAUUAGUCAUGGAGAGAGGAAAUCCUGGUGCAUGGGCCAUUGGUUGGGAUAACAAACUACUUACCGUCAUAUAUAGUGGGAUAGUGUGCUCAGCGCUUGGUUAUUACAUUGGAGGACUGGUGAUGAAAACUCGAGGUCCUGUGUUUGUAACAGCUUUUAGCCCUCUUUGUAUGAUCGUAGUAGCGUUUAUGUCGAGCAUCAUCUUUGCUGAACAAAUGUAUCUUGGAAGGGCUCUUGGUGCAGCGGUUAUAUGUACAGGAUUAUACCUUGUGAUCUGGGGUAAAGGAAAAGAUUACAAAGAUGCAUCCACGCCGCCUGCACUAACAAAACUAGAACUGACUGGAAAUGAGAAAAAUAGUGUUGGUCAUGAAAGCAUUACUAUCAGGAAGGAAGGAGAACAAAGACAAAUUGUAGAAACAGUUUAACUAAACAUUAUCAGCACA